GGGGCCGUUCCCUCGGAGCGUCUCGCCUGGAGCCCCUCCCUGCCGCCUCCGCCGCGCUCCCGCCCCUCGGGCCGAGCCUGUCACCGCGCCUGCCGCCGGGCGCCGCCAGCAUGUUUGACAGGACGCGGCUGCCCUUCGUGGCGCUGGACGUGCUCUGCGUGCUGCUGGCUGGCUUACCCCUUGGUGUUCUAAACUUGGCCAAAAUAAAGCCGUAUCAGAGAGGCUUUUUCUGUAAUGAUGACAGCAUCAAGUAUCCGUUCCAUGACAGUACCAUCACAUCCACUGUCCUCUACACAGUGGGGUUCACCCUGCCCAUUUUCUCUAUAAUCGUAGGAGAGACUCUCUCGGUCUUUUAUAAUAAUUUGCACUCAAAUUCGUUUGUCAGAAAUAACUACAUAGCCACUAUUUACAAAGCCAUUGGGACCUUCAUUUUUGGGGCAGCUGCUAGCCAGUCAUUGACAGACAUUGCCAAGUACUCCAUAGGUAGACUGCGUCCUCACUUCAUUGCUGUGUGCCAGCCUGACUGGACACGGAUAAACUGCAGCCUGGGCUACAUUGAGAACUUCACUUGCCAUGGGGACAAAGCAAAAAUCAACGAGGGAAGACUAUCAUUUUAUUCUGGCCAUUCUUCAUUCUCCAUGUACUGCAUGCUCUUCGUAGCACUUUAUCUUCAGGCAAGAAUGAAAGGAGACUGGGCAAGACUUGUACGUCCUACUAUACAGUUUGGUCUUAUUGCUGCAUCUAUCUACGUGGGUCUCUCACGUGUUUCUGACUACAAGCAUCACUGGAGUGAUGUUUUAACAGGACUUAUCCAGGGUGCAGUGGUAGCUGUGCUCAUUGUUGUGUAUGUGUCAGACUUCUUCAAAGUGAGAGGAUGUACAUUUCAACCAAAAGAAGAUUCCCAUACAACCCUACAUGAGACUCCAACAAAUGGAAAUCACUUUGGCAGCAAUCAUCAACCGUGAAGAAUGACCCACAUUACCUACAUUGCUCUGAAAGAAAACAAUUUCACAAGUCUAACUCUGUAAUUUAAGUAAUUGCCUUUAAGGGACUGCUGCUGCUGCUCUUGGCUGCUCACUUAAUCUGUAUAUAGUAACAUCUACCACAGUUAUUGUACAUCUAAACUUUAAAUUUCUGUUGGUUCAAGCUCUUGCUUAAAAGAAAGCUAUUACAACUGUAAAUUUUUAUUGAAAACUGUAACAAGUUAUAUUACAUACACUGCUGUUUGUACAUGCCUUGUUGAAUCAACUGUGGUUUAAGUAAACACCAUUAAAAGGAAUUGCUUGAUAUGGAA
Molecule: messenger RNA, 1294 nt
Organism: Lonchura striata (white-rumped munia)
Lineage: Eukaryota; Metazoa; Chordata; Aves; Passeriformes; Estrildidae
Gene: PLPP1
Product: phospholipid phosphatase 1
Biological process (GO): phospholipid metabolic process; signal transduction; phospholipid dephosphorylation
Cellular component (GO): plasma membrane
Molecular function (GO): phosphatidate phosphatase activity
Source: RefSeq, a predicted model, not a curated record